AUUAAUUGUCAAUGCAUUUAGACAGAAAUAUUACUGAUUGCUCUUUAAUGUGGAAUCCGUGCCUGUGAAAGUUUGUGGGGCGCUGAGCCUUGGGUGUAUUGUCAGCAAACCGUUGAAAAUUGGCGGUUGCAGAAAACCGGGGGAGGAGCUGGGGAUGAGAAGCCGCUCUCUGCUCUGUCUGUCACUCUGACUCUGUCUCCUCCCCUUCUCGCCUCUCUCUCUGCAUUUCUCGACCAGGUCGGGGCGCUGUGUAUAAAAGGAGACAGUAGCAUUCGCCCUUUUAUUGUGCAGCGACUUGAGUGUAGAAACAUCAUGUCUGGCAGAGGGAAAGGAGGCAAAGGACUGGGUAAAGGCGGUGCAAAACGGCAUCGCAAAGUACUUCGCGAUAACAUCCAAGGCAUCACCAAACCAGCUAUCCGCCGCAUGGCUCGGCGUGGCGGUGUCAAGCGAAUCUCGGGUCUCAUCUACGAGGAGACCCGUGGGGUGCUGAAGGUUUUCUUGGAGAAUGUGAUCAGGGAUGCGGUCACCUAUACCGAGCACGCCAAGCGUAAAACGGUCACUGCCAUGGAUGUGGUGUACGCUCUGAAACGCCAGGGCCGCACACUCUAUGGCUUCGGCGGUUGAAGAAUUAUUCCCUUUAUCCAAUCGAUAAAACAAAGGCUCUUUUAAGAGCCACCCACCAUUUCACUGAGUGAGCAGUGACCGCGAGCAUGAUCACAUUAUGUACUGAAUGAACUUUUAGUUAUUGCCCGA
This is a messenger RNA of Amblyraja radiata (thorny skate), 753 nucleotides long. RefSeq names its product histone H4-like. The coding region runs from base 313 to 624 and encodes 103 amino acids. Gene Ontology annotation, cellular component: nucleosome. The transcript has a single exon. The record is from RefSeq and is a predicted model, not a curated record. Gene Ontology annotation, molecular function: structural constituent of chromatin; DNA binding; protein heterodimerization activity. Lineage: Eukaryota; Metazoa; Chordata; Chondrichthyes; Rajiformes; Rajidae.